AUGGCAUCACUUUUAAAUAAACUAAAAGAUGUAACAACAGGUGGUUCUCGAGCGAAAGAAAACGCUGAUUUAGCCGAAAGACAACCGGAUGCUGGCAAAGGACAGUCAGAGAAAAAAAGUGAUAAAAAUUCAGAAACAAAAGCACAAACAAGCAAUCCAAAUGCGAAAACAAUUUAUUUUAUAACAUCAAACAAAGAAAAGUUAGCCGAAAUCACUGAUUUAUUAGAGGAUAAUGAAGAUAUUAAUCUUGUUGCCAAAGAUAUUGAUCUUGAUGAAUAUCAAGGUGAUCCAGAAGAAAUUGCCAAAAAGAAAUGCAAAGCAGCACAAAAAAUGGUUGAUGGUGCUAUACUUAUUGAAGAUGUUAGUUUAUGCUUUAAAGCAUUAAAUCAUUUACCUGGUCCUUACGUCAAAUGGUUUGUAGAAGAUUUGAAACUAGAAGGUUUCUCAAAAAUCUUAACAGCAUAUGACGACAAACGUGCUAUUGCUCAAGUCAUAUAUGCCUAUGGUGAAAAAGACAAAGAUGGCAAUCCAACAGAGCCUAAAUUGUUUACUGGUGAAAGUAAAGGAAUAAUAGUUUCACCACGUCCAGUUAAAUAUGAACAAAGUGAAGGCUGGCAUCCGGUAUUUAUACCUGAUGGACAACCGAAGGGCGAAGAAAGAACAUAUAGCGAAAUGUCAAAACAAGAAAGAAAUCAAAUUUCUUAUCGUAGAAUUGCGGUCGAUAAAAUUAUUAAACAUUUUUCAAAAGAUUUAAAUAAAAAGUAG
Molecule: messenger RNA, 765 nt
Organism: Didymodactylos carnosus
Lineage: Eukaryota; Metazoa; Rotifera; Eurotatoria; Philodinida; Philodinidae
Source: the annotation of a GenBank genome assembly